AUGCUGCCGAGAGCGCAUAUCGGAUACUUGGUAGGCUACGAUUCGACGAAUAUCUAUCGAAUUUGGAUACCGAGUUUAGAGAAGGUUGUUCGAACAAGGGAUGUUACGUUCGAUGAGCAGCAAUUCUACAACCCAGCAGAACUAGAUAUAGGGCAAAUUCUGCGCGAAACUACUGAUCAGGUCAUAGAAAUUCUUGAUACGCCGCAUUUAGCGUAUACACAGCCAAAUUCGCUCGCCAACGAAGAGGAGGAUAUUGAGGACGAGAUAGUCGUCUCUUCGCCUCCUACACAGGCUAACAGCGCCAAAGUAACGCCUUCUAACGCUCUUCUAACGCCAGAAUCUACUCCUGAUCCUCCUACGCAAAACGCACAGAUUACGCAGCCUAUCUCUACGCUGAAUAACGCGCCUGCGGCAACGCCAGCGGCAGCGCCUCCUUCUGAAAAUCAAUCCGAUUUCAGCACUCAAAAUAUCCUGCCAGAAGGCACAAAACGCUCUCGAAUGAGCACGCGGCGCCAGAAUUACGCCACAGCGCUCACACAAACAACAGAACUCACUCCAUUCCACUCAGCAUUCGCUCUAGGGCGCGAAAAGACUAUAGGAGCAAAAAUAGAGGCCCUACAUAGGGAUACGCUGCCUGCGGAGCCGCGCACGUGGCGCCAGCUGACUAAGCACAAAUUCGCGGCAGAAUUCAAGGAAGCUGCGGAUAGAGAAAUUCAAGAGCUGGCGAACAGAGAUACGUACAAAUGGGUCGAAAAUGAGGCUAUAACAGCUACGCCCCUGCCACUGCUGUGGGUAUUUAAGUACAAAUUUGAUACUGACGGCUAUCUCACGAAAUUCAAAGCUAGGUUAUGCGUACGAGGCGACUUGCAAUCUACUGAGCAAGAUACGUACGCUGCAACGCUCGCAGCACGCACUUUUAGAGCGCUAAUGGCCAUAGCCGCGGCGUUUGACCUCGAAAUUCGCCAAUAUGACGCUGUUAACGCGUUCGUCAACAGCAAACUCGACGAGCAGAUAUUCUGCGUACCCCCUGAGGGUUACGAGCGCUCAAACAAGAGCUGGUUGCUUCUACGCGCAUUAGAUUUUACUGCUGCUCUUGAGGAUUUAGGGCUUCAUUCGAUCCCUGGCGUCAACUGCUUGUUCGCCAGCGACUGCCUCCUUCUGUUCUUCUACGUUGACGAUAUCGCUAUUCUUUACAAACCAAAGUAUAAGCAGAAAUUCAAGGAGUUCGAACGCCGCCUCCUCCAACGCUUCGAAAUGAGAUCUCUUGGAGAGCUAAAGUGGUUUCUAGGGAUUCGAGUCGAUAGAGAGCGCGCCACGCGCAAGCUAUGGCUUUGCCAGGACUCCUAUAUCUCGAAAGUAGCCGCCAAAUUCAACGUUAACGCUGACAGCAAGCAUCCAAAGACGCCAUUGCCGACUGACGAUGCCCUAAUAGCCGAAUUAAGCGACGAAAAAGCGGCCGCACAGCAAAUUCUGGCCUAUCAGCAGCGAAUUAGAUCUCUAAAUUUCGCCGCAGUAAUAUCUCGCCCAGAUAUAGCGCACGCAGUAUCGAAAUUAGCGCAAGUUUUGAAGAAUCCCAGCGCGGCUCACAUAGCCGCAGCAAAUCGAGUUAUUCGCUAUCUCUGUGGCACGCGCACGCUGGCAAUCGAAUAUUCAGGCAGAAAUAGCUCGCAGGUAUUCAACUGUGCUAGCGACGCAGCAUUCGCAGAUGAUCCUGCUACUCAGCACAGCUCUGACAGAUACCUAUUCCAGCUAUACGGAGGAGCUAUAGAUUGGCGCGCUAGCAAGCAGAAAACGGUCACUACUUCUAGCACUGAGGCGGAGCUGUUAUCUCUAUCCACAGCCGGUAGAGAGGUAAUUUGGUGGCGGAGAUUCUUCGACUCUAUUCGCUUCGUUACGAAUCAGCACGUCAAGAUCCACUGCGAUAACGUGCAAACUAUACGUAUCUUGACGAAGAAUGCUGUUAAACUCGAUUCGAAGCUGCGGCACGUCGAUAUCCACCGCCACUGGCUGCGCCAGGAGAUACAGAGCGGCAAAAUCGACCUAGAGUGGAUACCAACCGCAGAAAUGCCUGCCGACGGUCUCACAAAGCCACUCCCUGCGCAGAAGCACGCAGCGUUCGUCGAACAGCUCAAUCUAGUCGAUAUAUCGACUCGUUUGGCGGCAGAGCAACAGCAGGCGCAGGCGCCGCAGCAGACAGAAACAGGGCCGAAUAUCGAAACUCUGCGCUAUCACUAUUUAGGCGAUACAUAA
Molecule: messenger RNA, 2250 nt
Organism: Endocarpon pusillum Z07020
Lineage: Eukaryota; Fungi; Ascomycota; Eurotiomycetes; Verrucariales; Verrucariaceae
Exons: 2
Coding region: 1-2250 (749 amino acids)
Source: RefSeq, a predicted model, not a curated record